Molecule: messenger RNA, 1092 nt
Organism: Schistocerca gregaria
Lineage: Eukaryota; Metazoa; Arthropoda; Insecta; Orthoptera; Acrididae
Product: UDP-glycosyltransferase UGT5-like
Exons: 5
Coding region: 1-1092 (363 amino acids)
Molecular function (GO): UDP-glycosyltransferase activity
Source: RefSeq, a predicted model, not a curated record
AUGGGUGUUAUAAAUCACCAGAAUCUAACCGAGAUCGACCUUUCUUCUUCAUAUAAACUGAUAAGGGAUAUAGACAUUAUAGGCCUGGCUAGCAAGACACCUCUGGACAGUCUCUCUAUCAUGGUAACCAUGCCAUCGCCGGUCAAGGCCCAAUUGAAAGAACCAGCAGUACAGGAUUUCAUCAGGAGAAACCAAACCUUUGACUUGAUGAUCAUCGAGCGUCUGCCUUACCAAGGCUACUAUGGACUGCACCACAAGGUUGGUUCGCCACCACUCGUCGGGUUCGUGACGUUGUCUGCGUUCUCGCCUGUGUAUUACGCCUUGGGGAACCCAAUGAAUCCAGCCUACAUCCCUGAAAUCUGGGAGGGCUUCUCUGAUCACAUGAACUUUUGGCAGCGCCUGUACAACACGUACUUUGCACUACGUUUCAACUAUAUGUGGUUCUACGAAAUACUUCCGAUACAGGAGACAAUUAUGAGGGACCAUUUCGGAGCGGAGCCACCUUCUGUUUACGAAACGGAGCGCAACUACAGCCUUCUCAUAGUCAACAACCACUUUACCACGGAGUAUUCGCGGCCGCAUCUACCGAGCGUCAUAGAAGUGACGGGACUCCACGUGUCGACCAAGGCCGAACGAUUACCAGAGAAGCUACAGAAAUUCAUAGACGGAGCCGAACACGGCGUCAUCUACGUCAGUCUCGGAUCAAACGUCCGGAGCAACGCACUGCCCCAAGAGAAGUUCCAGGCUUUUCUGGAGGCGUUCAGACAGCUGCCGCAACGCGUCCUCUGGAAGUGGGAGAACGACACACUACCUUCCCAACCGGAGAACGUGAUGGUCAGCAAGUGGAUGCCACAACAAUCCGUGCUGGCUCAUCCAAACGUCCGCCUCUUCAUAACGCAAGGAGGUCUUCAGAGCAUGAAUGAGGCGACGUACCACGCUGUCCCACUUGUGGUCAUACCUUUCUUCGCCGACCAGCCGCACAACGCCGCCAAGAUUUCGCAGGCGGAGAUCGGCGUCAGGCUGGACUACCAUGACGUCACUAAGGACAACCUGCUGGCCGCUGUACGAAGCGUUUUGGAGGAAUCAAAGUAA